Messenger RNA from Lactuca sativa (garden lettuce), 1659 nucleotides. RefSeq names its product disease resistance protein RUN1-like. Gene Ontology annotation, molecular function: ADP binding. The record is from RefSeq and is a predicted model, not a curated record. NCBI's taxonomy places the organism in Eukaryota, Viridiplantae, Streptophyta, Magnoliopsida, Asterales, Asteraceae. Gene Ontology annotation, biological process: signal transduction; defense response.
AUGGUUGUUCUAUCUGAACUUCCAGAAGAAUCUUCAUCUUCUUCGUCAACUCAUGCCCAUAGUCCAUCAACUCAUGGCCAUAGUUCAUCAAUUGAUGGUUAUAGAUAUGACGUAUUUUUAAGUUUUAGAGGUCUUGACACUCGUCUUAGUUUCACCAAUUACCUUUAUGAGGCACUUAUAGAGGCCAAUAUCACUACCUUCUUGGAUGAUGAAGAAAUUGACACAGGGGAAGAUCUUAAACCGGAAUUGGAGAGUGCAAUUAAGGCAUCUCGGGCUUCUAUUAUUGUGAUGUCUAAGAAUUAUGCUUCUUCAACAUGGUGUUUGGAUGAAUUGGUGUUGAUCCUUGAGCAGCGUAUCACAUCCAACCAUAUUGUCAUCCCUAUAUUUUAUCAUGUGGAGCCCACACAUGUCAGGAAGCAACAAAGUAGCUUUGGAGAUGCAAUGGCUAAGCAUAAACAGACAAUGGAGGCAGAGAGAAAUGCAAAUAAAAGAAGUCAAUGGGCUCAAAAGAUGGAACAAUGGAAUAAAGCACUUGUAGAUGUUGCUAAUUUAAAAGGAAAUGAUGUCAAUGGAAGGUUCGAGACAGAGUUUAUUGGAGAAAUUGUGAAGGACAUCUACCGUAGAUUAAAAGUACCCCUAAGGAGCGCUCAACCACUACUUAUUGGGAUGGACUAUCAUAUUGACUUUGUCACUUCAUGGUUGAAAAAUGGAUCCUCUCAUAGGGCAGACAUACUCAUUAUUUUGGGUAUGGGUGGGAUCGGAAAGACAACUUUAGCUAAAUAUGUCUAUGGGUUACAUUGUCGUGAAUUCCAUACAAGCAGCUAUAUUGAAGAUAUUAGUAGGAAAUGUGAUGGAAAGUUUAAUGGGUUGCUUGAUUUACAAGAACAACUAUGUGGUGACAUUUCAAAAAUAAGUUUAACUAAAGUUCAUGAUGUUUUAGCAUACACCUCAAAGAUAGAGAAUGCAGUAGCUCAUAAACAGGUAUUUCUUGUUCUUGACGAUAUCAGUACUCUUGAUCAGUUGGAUGCAUUGCUUGGAAGCAAAGGUUUUCACCCGGGAAGCAAAAUCAUUAUAACAACAAAGGACGCAUGGUUGACAGAGAGUUGUGCACUUUUCAAAUCAAAUAUAAAACCCAAGAAGACAGAGGUAUUGCUUCAAAGCUUACAUGAGACUGAAUCACGACAACUUUUGUGUGUCCAUGCAUUCAUGUGCAACUAUCCUAAGACAGGUUAUGAAGAGGUGUUAUAUAAGCUUGUGAAUUAUUGUCAAGGACAUCCAUUGGCUCUUGAAGUUUUGGGCAAGUCUCUACACAAUAGAGAUGUAGCCUAUUGGGAAGGGUGUAUAGAAGUUCUAAAGAAAGAAACAAGUUCCCCUAUAAAUAAUGUCCUGAGAAUGAGCUUUGAUUCUUUGCCAUCUAACAAUGAUAAGGAGUUGUUUAAGCACAUAGCUUGUUAUUUUGUUGGAAUAGAUAGAGAUGUUAGUGAAACAAUUUUAAAGGCAUGUGAUAUAAACACGAAAUCUGGGAUCACAAAUCUCAUUGACAGAUUCCUUCUUACUAUUGGAUGGAACAACGAAUUAAACAUGCAUCAGUUAAUUCAAGAUAUGGGAAGAUGCUUAAUACGUCAAGAAUCACUUGACAAACCAUGGAAGCGAAGUUGA